GAUCCGGUCUUUAGCAGGACAAACGAGAGGGCUUGAGGUCACUACGUGCUUAGCUGUGUGACUCUCUAACAGCGCAGUUAGAGGGAAUGCUUCUGUAGUCACUGAUUUUCGUGUGGGUGUUGCUUUCUUUCGGUACAGGUUUUUUACAUUUUCAAACAGUAUGGCGUCGCAGUUAAAACUCAUCAACAUUGCCGGCGACGACGCUGCGGUCGUGGAAAUUCCCGGAUUCGUCGCGACUGUGAAGGAUUUGGAGGCUUUCCUCCAGAAGCCCACCAGAAGCGGUCUUCUUGUUGACGAGCCUGCGUCCUACAAGUUUCUGUUCCUUGUUCCAUGCGAGGGGGCAGAUUUUCUGUCGCCCGCAUCUAAUUGGCGGGAGGAGGCGCAAAAGGGGGGAGAGGGGCAGGCAGAGGAAGAAAACGAACACGAUUCAGACGGUAGUGUUGCUGCGGCCGACUCCGGUGGUAACACACGCAGGACGAAGGAAGAUGAUUCCAGUGAAUUUGCGCUACAGUAUUUUGCGCGGCCUAAAGAUCUGAAGGACCUGCUGCGGGAAAUGUGUCGGAAGGAAGGGUCCGACCACAUUGUGCACUCUGUAAAGUUGCGUCCAAAUUUUAUUUCCGCGUAUGACGAUUAUGAAAGCUUUGACUUGCCGGCGUAUAUAUAUAUUGCUAGGCCGCUUGACGGCGCGGAGGAAGCGGCGGCGUGCACGUGCCUAGAGGUGCUUGGCCUUACAAUCGAGGGAAUAGGCCACUUGUGCGACGUUAGUAGUCAAGCAGUCGUUCGCGCUGCGGCGCAAUACUGCCAGUCCAUAAAAGCCAAUACUGUUGAGAGCUGGGAUCGUUUUGCGGUGGCCUACGUCCGUGGGGUCCUAAGGAUUCGCGAUGUGGAAGGGGACCAGGAUGCUCAAGUAAAGCUGACGGAAAUGCUUCUCGAGCUCAUGAAUUUCGCAGAAAACUACAAUGCCGCCGAGCUGGUGUCAACAUUGAUGCGGGUCCGGUGUACGGUUGAAGACGCGGAAGACCACUGUUUGUACCAGGGGGACGUCGUCCCGUCCCCUUUGCCGCAUUUGUUUCUGCGCCGUGCUUGGCGGAAAAGGACCAGCCUUCCUCGUGCUUUGCUGUUCUUGUUGCAGGAGCUGGACUGGCCGGAAGAACUUUACGACUGGCGGUCCGGCCACGGGGCAACCAUGCUCUCAUUUUGCAUGCUUCACUCAGAUCUUCUGGACCAAACGCGGAGCGCAACAAGUGUGUUGAAGUGGCGUUCUUUUGCAGAGCUGGGCGCCUUUUUGGCAAAGCAGAUGAGUCUCAAUCAGUUUCCAGCGCAGGACAGUGCUUGGGGCAAGGGGCUCGUGAAAGCAGCUGUGUAUGCAACAAAGUCGCGCGAGUUCCUCCCCGCGGUGGUAGCGAUCAAGGACCGAUUUCUGGAGUUGCUGCCCGACUGCGACAUAAACUUAGAUUACCUCAUUCGCACCGUCCAACGCGGAUUGGAGUCAGACGUUCCGACAUCUGAGCCGAAUAGCGAUUCCAUACCCGAAGCCUGCCGCAUACUUCAGGAGAUUCUGGAGAAGCUCACGGAGUUGCAACGGCGAAGAGAGCGCAGUGCGAGCUGAGGGGAAAACGUUGGAAUUUGAAGCGAAGCGCCACCUUAAAAACAGGGUGAUGCUUACGCCUCUCCUGAUUCGGUCGGGUGUUAGGAAUGCCGUUUUGCACCAUACAAGUAUAACUACAGGACCGAGUGCAUUGCUAGCUGAGCAAAGAACUAAAUCGCUUUCGGUAUAAAAUCAGCUUCCACCCCCUCGUGCUGCGCUUGCAAGGUUUCGUGAGGACGAUAAACGAAAAUCACUCCAGGAGCGGCGCUCUAGGGUUUUCGAGUCUAGAUAUUCGUGUAGUUGACGCGUCUGUUAGUGCAAUGCAACAUUCCAC
Molecule: messenger RNA, 1922 nt
Organism: Amoebophrya sp. A120
Lineage: Eukaryota; Dinophyceae; Syndiniales; Amoebophryaceae
Source: the annotation of a GenBank genome assembly